AUGAUCAUCAUCUUUUACUUUGGAGUUCAACUUGUCACUUUGUUAACGCCACCAUGCCGUACAGUCAUAGCGCCACGAGCACAACACAAAACCACCGCCGCAACAUUGACUACGACCAUAAUUAUUACAACUACGCCAGCAAUUACGAAUACUACGACUACGACAUGUACUACCCCACACAAAAUCCAAGUACACGCCACUGUCAACUACAACGGUGGCAACCGAGGCGACUGGCACAAGCAACCCGUGUCUUAUGGCGCGUGGUGCCAUGAAACACCAAAGCAAGUAUUGGUGUACUUGUUUCCAGAAGUUGCGGAGCAAGCCGUCCAGGAUUUUAUUACCGGACUCGUUAGUGAAGACUACGAGGCCGACGAUGUAGGCUUGUUCCUCGCAAGAGGCUUCCAAGUACUGGACCAAGGUGAAAAAAUGUUGGCAGACUUGAUCAACCAACAGAUCGUUUACGACGUUGCUGUCGAGUUGUCAACCAUAUGCGACGGGAUUCUUUUCUUAGAGAUGAGCAAGUACAAUUAUUCUGGAGAUGAGCGCCGUUUAGUCUGGAAGACAGAGUCUCUGAGUCAAUCAACGGGGACAACAACUAAAGAAAAGUCACUACCAACAAUAUCCGAAAACAUAGAUACUCCUAAACAAUAUCUUACAUGUCUCCGUGAAACAAGAAACGCCACUUGGUGUGGAUGUACUGGCUCAGCUUUACGCCUUUAUCAAGUGUCUCAGGGCGGGAAUUCAUCAAUCAAUUUUGCCAAACGGGAGAUACAACAAUCUAUGGAUCUCCUUCACCGUAUGGGAGACGCUACAAUCAUCGACUUUGCUGAUCCGAUAUCUUCGACCGCGUUGGAAGCUUUGCGUCAACAGCAAGGAAUUGCGAUUGGGAAAUCAACGAGAGCGAAUACGAGAGGGAGGAGAACAGUAAUGAAUAUGGAAGAUGCCAGCUGCGAGCCAUCAUUUGGCGGUCCUGCGGGAGCUGAGUUACCGCUUCCAGCCGGUGCACUAUCAGAAUUGGAUGGCAAGAAGAAGAUGUUGAUUAGAUUUCAUGCGGAACCCGAUUAG
Messenger RNA from Paraglomus occultum, 1065 nucleotides. NCBI's taxonomy places the organism in Eukaryota, Fungi, Glomeromycota, Glomeromycetes, Paraglomerales, Paraglomeraceae. The record is from the annotation of a GenBank genome assembly.